AUCAGCUGACCCUGAGGCCCAGCGGGGACUGGCAUAUGCUGAACCUCCGUUAAUUUGAUACCCUUUCAGACUGACGGGGUCCCGCCUUUCAAAGAAUAUCCCUUCCUUCUGUGCUCUUCAACUUCUUUGGAUUCCUUCUAAGCCUUUAACAAGUUACUAGUCAUUCAAGAAUUUCUGUGUACUAUAUUAUUCCCGCUUAUCUAUUAUCAUGACGACUCCUUCUUCUCUCUCUAUAAAUCCCUCUUUCUCUCCUCCUUACUUGUGCCCUGUCUCUAUCUCUUCUUUUUCUUUUGAAGUUUCUUCUUUUACUUCUUCAAGAACAAAACACGUUUCUUUAACUUGUAAAAGAUUUGAUUUUGUUAGAGCUAGCAGUCUCACGAUUUGGAGAAGGAAACAGAUUGUUCUCGUUAAAGCUGAUAAUAAUAAUAAUAGUGAUACUAACAACGAUAUGACUAUUACAGAGGUCAGAGAAGAAGAGGAUGAGAGUCAACCUCUGAUUGAAUCAGAGAACAAUGCUAGACCUCGUCGUAUUGCUCUCUUUGUUGAACCCUCUCCAUUUGCAUAUGUUUCAGGAUAUAAGAACCGAUUCCAGAAUUUUAUUAGAUAUUUACGUGAAAUGGGGGAUGAGGUAAUGGUUGUGACAACACAUGAAGGAGUGCCCCAGGAGUUUUAUGGAGCAAAAUUGAUUGGCUCACGGAGCUUCCCUUGCCCUUGGUACCAGAAAGUGCCUCUUUCGCUAGCACUUAGUCCCAGAAUAAUUUCAGAGGUUGCACGGUUUAAACCUGACAUUAUACAUGCAUCUUCACCGGGGAUUAUGGUUUUUGGUGCUCUUAUCAUUGCAAAACUACUGUGUGUACCAAUUGUCAUGUCAUAUCACACUCACGUUCCAGUAUAUAUCCCAAGAUACACUUUUAGUUGGCUGGUGACACCUAUGUGGUUGGUUAUAAAAUUUCUUCAUAGAGCAGCUGAUCUUACUUUGGUUCCAUCAGCUGCCAUUGCAAAGGAUCUUGAAGCAGCUAGGGUGACAGCAGCUAAUAAGAUUCGUCUCUGGAAUAAGGGUGUAGAUUCUGAAAGCUUCCACCCACGUUACCGUUCUCAUGAAAUGAGAUUGAGACUAAGCAAUGGUGAACCUGAGAAACCAUUAAUAGUUCAUGUUGGCCGACUUGGUGUGGAGAAGAGUUUGGAUUUUCUCAAAAGGGUCAUGGAUAGACUUCCAGAAGCCCGGAUUGCUUUUAUUGGAGAUGGUCCAUAUAGGGAGGAACUGGAAAAAAUGUUCACUGGCAUGCCUGCAGUGUUUACUGGGAUGCUACAAGGUGAAGAGCUAUCCCAGGCAUAUGCCAGUGGGGAUGUUUUUGUGAUGCCUUCAGAAUCUGAGACACUUGGACUAGUUGUUUUGGAGGCCAUGUCUUCAGGAAUUCCUGUGGUGGGAGCUCGUGCAGGGGGAAUCCCUGAUAUAAUUCCUGACGAUCAGGAGGGCAAAACGGGCUAUCUCUUUAAUCCAGGCAAUCUUGAAGACUGCUUGAGUAAAUUGGAGCCUCUGUUAUGCAACAAAGAACUGAGAGAAACUAUGGGGAAGGCUGCACGACUGGAAAUGGAGAAGUAUGACUGGAAGGCAGCCACCAGAAAGAUACGCAACGAACAAUACAAUGCUGCCAUAUGGUUCUGGCGAAAGAAGAGAGCGCAGCUAUUGAGACCUAUACAAUGGCUGGCAAAACGUAUCUUCCCAUCGGCAGAGGUUAACUACAGUUGAUGCAGAAACAUCCCAAAGAAUUUUGCAGCAAAAACUCAGAAAGAACAGAAAAGAAGUGCAAAAAUCUCAGGAAUCAAUUGUCAUUGUAAACUUUCUUUGGGCCUGAAGGGAAGUCCUUUAGGGGUGUACUUAUGAUUGAUUGGUUGUGAUGUUAUUGAUUGGAUAUUAUUUUUUUAGGCUGUGAAAUAUGGUCAAUUCUGCUAUGCCCAAUUAACAUUUUAUGCAGUUGAAUGUCAGCUCUGUUUAAUAAACAUCCUGGUUAAUUUCUACGGCA
Molecule: messenger RNA, 2024 nt
Organism: Mangifera indica (mango)
Lineage: Eukaryota; Viridiplantae; Streptophyta; Magnoliopsida; Sapindales; Anacardiaceae
Product: sulfoquinovosyl transferase SQD2
Exons: 11
Coding region: 209-1750 (513 amino acids)
Biological process (GO): sulfolipid biosynthetic process; glycolipid biosynthetic process
Cellular component (GO): chloroplast envelope
Molecular function (GO): UDP-sulfoquinovose:DAG sulfoquinovosyltransferase activity
Source: RefSeq, a predicted model, not a curated record